UUGCCAUAGUGUUUCUGGUGAGAACUAACAAUGGGAUGAAAUGUGCCCUGAAGCGGAUGUACGUCAACAAUGAGUAUGACUUGCAAGUCUGCAAAAGAGAAAUCCAAAUCAUGCGGGACCUGUCUGGCCACAAGAACAUUGUUGGAUACAUUGAUUCCAGCAUAAACUCUGUGAGCAGCGGGGAUGUGUGGGAGGUGCUGAUCCUAAUGGACUUCUGUCGAGGAGGUCAGGUGGUGAACCUGAUGAACCAGCGCCUGCAGACGGGCUUCACGGAGAGCGAGGUCCUGCAGAUCUUCUGUGACACCUGCGAAGCCGUAGCCAGGCUGCAUCAGUGUAAAACACCAAUCAUCCACAGGGAUCUGAAGGUUGAAAACAUCCUGCUGCACGAUCGUGGCCACUAUGUCCUGUGUGACUUUGGAAGUGCUACUAACAAAUUCCAGAACCCUCAAACAGAAGGGGUGAAUGCUGUAGAGGAGGAGAUCAAAAAAUACACUACGUUAUCCUACAGAGCACCAGAAAUGGUCAACCUGUACAGUGGCAAACUAAUAACUACAAAAGCAGACAUAUGGGCUCUUGGCUGUUUACUGUACAAGCUGUGUUACUUCACCUUGCCAUUUGGGGAGAGUCAGGUGGCAAUCUGUGAUGGCAAUUUCACCAUUCCAGAUAAUUCUCGGCACUCCCAAGACAUGCACUGCCUCAUCCGAUAUAUGCUGGAGCCAGACCCUGAUAAGAGACCUGACAUCUAUCAGGUCUCCUACUUUGCUUUCAAGCUGGCAAAGAAGGAAUGCCCAGUCCAGAAUGUUCAGAACUCUCCAAUCCCUGCUAAACUCCCAGAUCCGGUUAAAGCAAGUGAAGCUGCUGCAAAGAAGAGUCAACCAAAGGCCAGGCUGACAGACCCCAUCCCUACGACAGAAACAUCCAUAGCACCCCGCCAGAGGCCUAAAGCAGGACAGACUCAGCCCAACCCUGGAAUCUUACCCAUUCAGCCAGCCCUGACACCAAGGAAGAGACCCACGGCUCAAGCGGCCGUUCAGCCACAAGGAGCUGCUGCCCUGGGCAGUGGUCAGCCCUCGCUCCCUGCCAGUGUCCCCCAGCAGAAAGCAGCACCUCAGCAGGCUCCAGCGCAGCCCCCAGCCAAGCAGGCUCCUGUUCCACAGCAAACCUCGCAGGCGCAGCCCCAGGUCCCUUCCACUCAGCCCCAAGCUACACCUCAGCAUCAACAGCAGCUCUUCUUGAAGCAGCAGCUUCUGCAGCAGCAGCAGCAACAGGCUGCAUAUUACCAGCAGCAGCAGAUGAUGCAGGCUCAGCAGGUCAGUGUUUCCCCAGCUGCGCAACAGGCAGCUCAAGAACUGGUUGUUUCCCAGUUCCCAGUGAUGCAGCAAGGAGCGCCAGCACAGCAGCAGCUGAUGCAGAACUAUUACCAGCAGCAGCAGCAGCAGCAGAUGAUGGCCCAGCAGGCAGCAAUGCAGCAGAAGACAGCAGCAGCAGCUCAGCAGAAACAACCAGCCCAGGCGGCGCCGCAGCCUCAGGCCCAGCAGAGCGCGGCUCAGCCAGCACCGCAGGAACAAGCGAUGCAGACACAAAUGAGGCCCCAGCAGAAGCCUCAGACUACCCCCCCCCCAGCAGCACAGGGGCAGAAGCUGGGCUCUCUCACCCCUCCAUCCUCCCCCAAGACGCAGCGUGCCGGGCACAGGAGGAUCCUGAGUGAUGUGACCCACAGUGCAGUGUUUGGGGUUCCAGCCAGCAAGUCCACCCAGCUCCUGCAGGCAGCAGCUGCUGAAGCCAGUCUCAACAAGUCCAAAUCUGCUUCCACCACACCCUCGGGUUCCCCAAGGACCUCACAGCAGAAUGUCUAUAACCCACCUGAUGUCUCCACGUGGAAUCCAUUUGACGAUGACAACUUCUCCAAGCUCACAGCUGAGGAGCUGCUCAACAAGGACUUUGCCAAGCUGGGUGAUGGGAAGGCUCCAGAAAAGAUGGGCAGCUCCACAGAGAACUUGAUUCCAGGUUUCCAGCUGGCUUCGUCUUCAGCCCAGCCAGAUGCAUUUGGUGGCUCUUCCUUCACUGCUGGAUCAGCUGAAAAAACAAAAGACAUUCUGAGUAUGGACACUAGCCCUUCUCUUCUGACUGUGCCUGAUCCUUUCAUCCCUCUCCCGCUCUCUGACACGCCAGAAAAACUGAUUGAGGGACUCAAAUCUCCUGAGACUGCGCUUCUGCUCCCCGAUAUCCUGCCUCUGGCUGACCCCUUCGGUAGCACCUCCGAUGCUGUGAAUGGAAAACCUGACGUACCUGUUGAGAGUCUCAUACCUGGCCUGGAGGCUCCGUUGCCCCAACGCCUUGUGUCGCAGAGCGAGUCGGUUGCCUCCAACAGAACAGACUCUCUCACUGGGGAAGAUUCUCUGCUUGACUGUUCUCUGCUUUCUAACCCUGCUGCUGACCUCUUGGAUGAGUUUGCUCCUGUAGCUUUCACAGCUCAGCCUCACAAAGCUGCAGAAGAUACUAACCUGAUAUCAGGCUUUGAUGCUCCUGAGGGCUCUGAGAAAGUGACAGAAGAUGAGUUUGACCCAAUUCCAGUGUUGAUAUCCAAAAAUUCACAAGGUGGGCAUUCUAGAAACAACAGUGGAAGCUCUGAGUCCAGUCUUCCCAACAUAGCCAGGUCUUUACUGCUGGUGGAUCAGCUCAUAGACCUGUAG
Messenger RNA from Chaetura pelagica (chimney swift), 2693 nucleotides. It is a transcript of the gene AAK1, whose product is annotated as AP2 associated kinase 1. Gene Ontology annotation, molecular function: ATP binding; protein kinase activity. Bases 36 to 2693 code for a protein of 885 amino acids. The record is from RefSeq and is a predicted model, not a curated record. Gene Ontology annotation, biological process: protein phosphorylation. NCBI's taxonomy places the organism in Eukaryota, Metazoa, Chordata, Aves, Apodiformes, Apodidae. The transcript is spliced from 20 exons.